This is a messenger RNA of Scaptodrosophila lebanonensis, 1725 nucleotides long. It is a transcript of the gene kni, whose product is annotated as zygotic gap protein knirps. The transcript has 3 exons. Gene Ontology annotation, molecular function: sequence-specific DNA binding; zinc ion binding; DNA-binding transcription factor activity. Gene Ontology annotation, biological process: regulation of DNA-templated transcription. The record is from RefSeq and is a predicted model, not a curated record. NCBI's taxonomy places the organism in Eukaryota, Metazoa, Arthropoda, Insecta, Diptera, Drosophilidae. Bases 313 to 1725 code for a protein of 470 amino acids.
UGCCUCAAGAAGCAAACAACUAACGAAAAACCAGUAGAGAAGCGGAAAAUAUUUUCAAUCUGCAUGCAAAGCCGUGCAUUUAUUCAUGUGUUCUAUGAGAGACGACUGCCCGUGACGCAGUUCAAGUGAAUACUUGUAUUUCCGAGUGUAUAAAUUUACUAAAACAAAAAACUUAUUAAAAGUUGUGCCAAAAACUAUAAACAAACACGUGCGCCUAAAAAUAAAUUGCUUGUGUUAAAAAUCAGCAACAGCCGUAACAACAGCUACGAUACAAAAAAAAAUCAACAGCAGGAAAAGAAAACAUAACCCAAGAUGAAUCAAACGUGCAAAGUGUGCGGUGAGCCAGCGGCUGGCUUUCACUUUGGUGCCUUCACCUGCGAGGGUUGCAAGUCCUUCUUCGGCCGCUCCUACAACAAUCUCAGCUCGAUUAGCGAGUGCAAGAACAAUGGCAAAUGCAUCAUUGACAAGAAGAACCGCACCACCUGCAAGGCCUGCCGUCUACGCAAAUGCUACACUGUGGGCAUGUCCAAGGGUGGCUCGCGGUAUGGCCGUCGCUCCAAUUGGUUCAAGAUCCAUUGUUUGCUGCAGGAAAAGCAUCAGCAGAGUGUGGAGGCGGCGGGCAAGAUGAAUGGCGGCGAUGGUAAUUCCCCUACAGCGGUCUCACCACUGGGUGGUGGUGGUUUUGGCGAUAUGGCCGCUGCGGCAGCUGCUCAUCUCCAGCAACAACAACAGCGUCAUCCACACAUGUCUCUACUGGGAUAUCCGAGCUAUUUGCCCGAGCCGUUCGCCAGACAUCCAGCCGAUGCUGCCGCCGCCGCUGCCUUACCCUUCUUCAGCAUGAUGAACUCGCUGCCCAGCAUGGCUGCUGCGCCACAAUCCGCCUUCCAGCUGCCGCCACAUCUACUCUUCCCGGGCUAUCAUUCGAGCGCAGCGGCUGCGGCUGCGGAUGCCGCCUAUCGUCAGGAGAUGUAUAAACAUCGCCAGUCCGUGGAUUCGGCUGCCUCAGCGGAGUCCCAGCGUUUCACGCCACCUGCUCGUGCGCCCUCCUCGGCCCGUCAAACACCCAUCGAGGUGUGCUUGGGUGGCGACGAGGAAGUCCAGUCCGUGCACUCCUCCCAUUCCCACAGCCAAUCGCCGGCUCAGCUAACACCCAGCCACACCAUACACAAUCCCAUUGCCAUACGUGCCACGCCCCCUCAACAGCAGCACCAGCAACAGCAAUCCGUGCACAACAGUCCGCUGCACAGUGUGUCGCCACAGCCACAGCCACAGCCACAGCCCAAUAGCACCCCGCUCUCCUUUGCCGCUAAGAUGCAGUCUCUGUCGCCCGUCUCUGUCUGCUCGAUCAGCGCUGAGACAGCGGCGUCCACGCCCACACCCGCCGCCGCUGCCGCUGCUGCUGCUGCACUGGCUCAGGACUGUCCUAUGGACCUGAGCAUGAAGACUUCGCGCAGUUCCGUGCACAGUUUCAACGACAGCGAUGCCUCCAGCUUGGACGACCAGGAGGCGCGCAGCGAUGGUCGCCGCAAGUUUUAUCAGCUUGAGGCGGAGUCCAACUCCACCUGCUCCUCCUCGGUGUCUUCGUCCGAGCACGAGGCUGUCAAGCGGCAAAAACUGAACGCCAUUGGCGAGGCCAGCGCCAGUCCGUUCGGGCCUGCCCGCAGCGGCUUCGCCGUGGCCCACAAUGCGGCGAGCGCCAUGCGCGGCAUCUUUGUGUGUGUCUGA